Molecule: messenger RNA, 8323 nt
Organism: Epinephelus fuscoguttatus (brown-marbled grouper)
Lineage: Eukaryota; Metazoa; Chordata; Actinopteri; Perciformes; Serranidae
Product: ataxin-1-like
Exons: 3
Coding region: 681-3179 (832 amino acids)
Biological process (GO): negative regulation of transcription by RNA polymerase II; nervous system development
Cellular component (GO): nucleus
Molecular function (GO): protein binding; RNA binding
Source: RefSeq, a predicted model, not a curated record
AGAGAAAGAAACAGGAGGGAGGGAGGGAGGUAGAGAGGGAAAGGGAGAGAGACAGAGAGCGAGAGAGAGAAGCAGCCAGGCAGAGAGGGAGCUGGCGGUCUGGUGGCCUUGCAUAACACGCGUUGGAGCAGCCUUGAACGCAGGACUUGGUGUUAGCUCCAGCAGUGGGGAACUUCCUUCACCGUCAGCCCCGUUGCAGGGGCAGCGUUGCCUCCAAACCGGAGAGUCCAGAGAGGAGGGCAGAGCUGGAGCAGCUACAGCACAGGCUCCAGGAGAGGAGAGCAGCACAAAGGAGAGAUUCAGGAAGAGGAGUCCUAGGAAACACGUCUCCAACACACAUACACACAGACACACACACACUGAGAGGCAGGAAGAAUCCUUGGACAUGCUCUGCAAGCAGUGGCUGUGGAGGGACUGAUUCCUGUUGACAUCGUGGAAGAGGUGGAUCGGUCAGAGAUGAUUCCUCAUGAAGUCUAUGGAGCUCAUUUUGUGAGCUGGAGUGACUCCAUCUUCUUUGGUCUGAGACCUUGAGCUGACCACCCGUGAACACAAGAAGAGCCAGAGCCACAGAGCACACUGAGAGGCCGACUGCUGCACAUAACGAGUCCAGGAGAGAGAGAAAGACAGAUCCAGAAGAAGUUAGAAUUAAUACUUGGGAAUAUUAGAACCACGGUGGCACAAUGAAAUCCAACCAGGAGCGGAGUAAUGGAUGCCUGCCACCUAAGAAGCGUGAGAUCCUGGCUCUGGAGCAGAGGCCCGUGGUAGUAGCCACAGCAACACCUCCAGCUGCAGUAGUUACGGACAGUCCCCACACAGAGAACCUAGCAUGGCUGGCAAGUGUUGCCAGCGAGCGCUGCAGAUCCAGGGACGCAGAGAGCCCGAGAUGUCCCAUCUCCUCCACUUCCUCCUCUUCUCCUUCUACUUCUCUCCCUUCCUCUGCCACUCCUCUGUCUGCGGUGCCCCUGGCCUCUUUGCCUGCAGUUUACCCCACAGCCCUUCCCCAGCAGGCCGGGACUAUACAGUUUGCCCAACUGGGACCCAACGUUCAGUUCAUCAGCUCUGGGCCCUAUGCUGGCUACAUCUCCUCUCACAUCAUCUCUGCCAAUGCUGGUUCUGCACCUAACAGCUCGACCAUAGGACAGCGUCCCCAGCUGGAUGGUUACACCACUGCCCUCAUCUCCCCCAACACCAAAGGAGAGCAGCAGUUUCAAAUAGGCCUCUCUCCCACAGAACUGGCUCCUGUGUCACUCCCGAGCUCUCCCCAAGUCACCAGCCAGUACAUUCAUCUCGACAGCAGAACGCCUCUGACUGUCGGCGGAAAUGCCGUCACGUCACCCACAGCCCACCUCCAGCUCCACCCUCACACAGCCGUCCUCCCUCAAACGCUCACCAUCGCUCCCUCCCAACUGGUGGUUCAGUAUGCAGAUGGUUCAGUUGGAAAGAAACCAGAGGGGCAUACUAAGAGUGUAUUGAACGGGGAGUUAGAGGUGGUCAAACAGACUAAAACUCCCAGUCAUCAAGUGAACCAUCAGCAGGUCCAGAGCUAUGAGGCCAGACAUAUCCUCCUGCCUGCAGACUACGGCCAAAACCCUGCAGGACUCCAGACCUCCUUGGUGCUGUUGGCCCAGCCCAAUCACGGAGCUGAACGUGAAACUGGCUCAAAUAAGAUCUCUUUAGUCCAGACUGAGAAAGGAGGCAUUUGUUUGGGGAAACCAGUGUCCAGAUCAUCCUCCUUCACUGCCCUCUCGUCCUCAGAUGUGGUUAAGUCUGUUGCUCCUCAUACAGUCAUUCAAACCACUCUACCCCCUGAGGAGCUGCCAGCCAGUCUUUAUUCCUCCACACAGCCACCAAUCAUCGGCUAUAUCACCAGUGCAAAUCAGCACGCUGUCAGCUACCAUGCGGCACUGCCUCAGCACCUGGUCAUCCCGAGUGGCCAGUCCCUCCUCAUCCCAGUCAGUGGCACUAAUAACGGCACAGAAAUUGAGGUCAGUCGUACUGUCAGCGCUCUGACUGCUACCACUGCCCCUCAAAUAUCCACCGCCAUGCCGCAUGCCUAUCUGGCCACAGCCCUGUCUAAGUGUGAGGCGCUUGGGCCAGAUGGAAAUCAACCACCCCCUGCCAUCGCACAGGCACCAGCGAUGCCAGUCCUGCCCUCUAACCCAGCUCCUGCAGUGGCGGCAGCUCCCUCCCCAACUCCUGCUCCUGUCCCCAGUCCCGCCCCUGUUUCCAUCCAGGCCUCCCACUCCAUCUCCUCUCCCUCUUCCCCUGUGGCACUUCCUCCAUUCUUCAUGCGAGGCUCCAUCAUCCAGCUGGCUGAUGGGGAGCUGAAGCGCGUGGAGGACCUCAAGACGGAGGACUUCAUCCAGAGUGCUGAGAUUAGCAGUGAGCUGAAGAUCGACUCCAGCACUGUUGAGCGUAUCGACAGUGGACAGAGUCCCAAUGCUGUGGUCAUACAGUUUUCUGUGGGAGAGCUCAAAGCUCAGGUGUGUGUGGAGGUGCUGGUGGAGUAUCCCUUCUUUGUGUUUGGCCAGGGCUGGUCGUCCUGCUGCCCAGACAGGACCACCCAGCUGUUUGAGCUGUCUUGCGCCAAGCUGUGCGUGGGCGAUGUAUGCGUGUCGCUGACUCUCCGCGGCUUGAGGACCACAACAGUAACAGACAGCCAGGCUUUGGGGACCAAGCUGAAGAGCGGUCACCUCUCUGACUCCUGUCACAGUGUGGAUGCCACUGUAAGAAACAGUGUGAGUCCAAACACUGCAGGCAGAAACGGUGGCCUCCUCAUGAAGGCAUCCAGUGCGGACAGGUUGGAGAGGGAGCAGGUUACUGGACCGGGACCAGGACUAGAGCUACCACCAGGAUUGGGACUAGCUCCAGGACCAGGGGAGGGGAUCUACGGAACUGGACCAAUGCUGGCAGUCUCUGGGACUGGAGAAGUAAGACAGGAAUCAGUUAAAACAGACAUGCCUGCACUUACCAAAAUACAAUGUGGUGAUCCAGAGAGACCCGCAGUCCGCAAGAGACGCUGGUCAGCUCCAGAGCGAGACCAGACUGAGAGAGCGGAGGAGGAGCCUCCUCUGACUCUGCCCAAACCCUCCUUCAUCCCUCAGGAGGUUAAAAUCAGCAUAGAGGGCCACUCCAGUACCGGGAGUGAAAGGUGCUUGAACAAAAGAAUAGACUGUUGAGAGAACUUUUAAAGGAAUUUUGAUUACCUGUGGUUUGCUUUGUGUUUAUCCCCUCUCUUUCGUCUCUAUCCAGACUACUGUAAUAUAGGCUGAGUUUACACAGUAUUUACAUGUUUUCUUUUUCUUUAACACAAGUCUGAUAUCUACGAUGAAGUACAGUAGAGCACCUUCAUAAGUGGUAUCACAUGCGAGAUCAGUGCAAUCAAUGCUGAAAGCAAAAAUGAAUGCAGCGUGAAUGUUGAGUAUGAGUGGCGGUCAGACACCUGAGAGACACUUGACUGGGGUGUCACAUAUCAUGAGCUGGAUCUCCUUUGUCACAUGGCUCAAACCCGUUGGAUGCAGACCAGUUGACCAUUCCACUUAUCACAUGAACAAGCACAGACCCUGAUGUCAGCUUGUAGAAAGUGGGUAACCAUAUUUUGACUCUCAUUCUGUUUGUUUAUUUGGUGUGCAGUGAGUGGUGUUUGUGAGUGGUUGGAGUCAAAGAGAGACCUUUGGUGUUUCAGUGAUAAUGCUCAAUCAUCAUGGCUGUGAUCUCUGCUGCCUUGUGUUUCCAAUGACUUAUAUUUUGUUACUAUUUUUCAUCUUCAUACCAUUGCAGGUGUGUGCGCCGCCACAGGUGGCGUUGUGCCACUUGUCUUUCUGUGUAUGUGCCUGUGUGCGUUUGUGUUUUUCUGUGUGGCUGUCAGACAGAGCACAGAAUUAAGGUGUGUUUGUGUGGCUGCAGCUGUGAGCUCAGUGGUCAAUAAAACCUGCAAAUAUCAAGACUGAAAAGGCCUGAAUGUAAAUCACUGAAUUAGUUCUCAGUCAAUGUAGAAUUUGACACCAUUGCUUUUGCAAUGUGUGUGUGUGACAGCAUUGGACACGGGUGCACUUCUCUGAUGAAGUUCCUCAGUAAAAUUUACCUUAGUAGUUGGUAAGUUUCAUACUUUCUUUCAAGUACAGCACGUAUCACUUGUUGAUGGUCAUCUUUUUGGGACCGCUAUGUGCAGCAUUUCAAAUCUGUACAAACAGGGGAAGUCGAGAUAUUUCUUAUAUAGCUGCCGAUGAGUUUUUAGCCAAUUUAUUUAUAGACUCAUAUUGCAAUUUAAACCAUAGUUGGCUGACAUAAUACAUUUUUGGCCACUUGGGGGCAGCUCAAUAAACUGUAAAUGCAACACUGAUAUGAUACCACUUUCAGAUUUGAUAUGGCAAAUACAGAAAACAAUUACGCUUAAGUACACAUCCAGCAACACAGAUAAUCAUGUGUUUGGAGUCAUGUGAUGCAGAGCAGUUCAUCUUUCCUUAUUUGCUCUGUUUCAUUCUCGGCCAACUCCUGAGAGAAAUCUCUAGCCCUUAAAGGUGGAGUUAGCAGUUCUGGAGAAAGACUGUUAAAAGUCAAACUCAACGCCCAAACAAAUACACCCCCUCCUGUCAGUUCUCCUUCAGAGGCUCAGUUUUACCGUCCCUCUUGCUCACACUGCCUUUCGUUUUGUACAUCCAUGGCCUUUCCUCUUUGCACAGCAUGAACAAGCUGCUGCUGAUUGGCUGGAAUACUGUUGUGUGCUACUUGCUCAUUUACAGAGCCACGAAUGGGUGUGAAACCAGAUCUUUUUUUUCAGCACAUACACAGAACAGACAGCUAGCAGACCAUGAGGAGAUAGCUGACUCUACCUUUAAGCCGCUAAAUUCUCUGUCAUGAUUACAAGCUAGUUGUUAACAUUGUCUGUUUGCCAUUUGGUGCUGUGCAGGUAGUUCAAACUGGGUUUAUUAGAGUUGACUAGCUGCCAUGCCUGUAAUCACCCCUGAUGAGAGCAGUGAGGAAAUGUUGCAGGCCAUAAAACAAAAAACAAUGAGCUGAGAUGAACAGCAGAGUCUGGUAACGAUGAUCUCCCUUUCAAAUUGCACAUAACAGUCUGACUUAUUGUUAAUAUAAAAUAUCGAUUAAAGCAACUUUAAUGCAAACACACCGUAAGAUUAAAAUGACAUGAUAUUUACUGAUUGGUGGAAAAAUGGUACCUUCCCAUCCUAUUGAUCUGUCCUAUUGCUGUCUUUACAGAAACUAUGGCCUUAGAUGUAUGUACCUAGUUCACAGCAGCACAUGUUUUUUGGGGUUUUACCAUUUAAACUUUUUUUUUCAGUGAUGGUAUGCCUUUCUUAAGUCCAUACCUGUUAUAUCAGAGUAUGGCUGUUUGGAUUAAAACAGCUUUCUUUCUCUUAGAUCACCGUACAUCAUGUCAUUUCAUCCUUAGAGUACAGCCAAAAUAAAAAUCUUACAGUUCAUACUCAGGAACAGUGUGUAUCUGUAUGUGUGUGUGUGUGUGUGUGUGUAGACCUGAGACAGUAUGUGCAUGUCCACAGUCACGUGUGUGUGUGUGUUUUCUGAGCAGCAGCACUUUGAUGAAGCAUCCAGCAGGAGUGUGGUGGUGGUGUCCCUGUUCCUCAGCUGUCAGAUCCAAUGAGAAUAAUCAACUGACUGUUUUUCAUCUGUCUUACAGGUUUUAUCAUUGAGAGAAAACAUUAUAUACCAGGGCAGGGAAUGUAAACACAUCGGGCAAACUAUCUCAACUUUAUUUUUGAUGACUGAUAGAGCUACUAUACAGAGAAUGAAAGAGAAGAGCCAGCUAGAGUUGAUCAUGUACAGUAAAUUGUAUCCUAGAGAGUGUACAGUGUGUGUAUAGAUAUUCUUACCCUUAUGUAGCCUAUGUACUGUAUGUGCCACAGCGCCUCCUUCUUCAAUCAUUCUAUUAGCUCACCAAUAUUAAGUGGUCCUGCUAUCGUUUUUGUCAGUUCAGGUAUUGAUCUAAUGUUCAUGAAUGUGCUACAGUUCUUUUGGGAACGUCCUCAUACAUUUGGCCUCCUCAGAAUCCAAUUUGACUUGCACACUGUAACAUGCAGUAGAUGUGACUAUGAACUGCAAUUGAUCAUAAUAGCCAUUGACCUUUUCUAACUCCUGAAAGGUGUUUAUUGUAAACCCAGACUGUUCUCUUCUGUUUGUGUUUGACUGCUCAGGCUAAACACUGCCCAGUGACUGUUCUUCUCCAAAAAUGAUGUGGUCUUAUAUUCUUCACCGUUACAAAGUAGAGGUACUGUUUCAUCACUUUGUCUUUGUAGCCAUUUCUUUUGUGAGCCUGGCCUGUGUUUGUACUUUUAUUUUUUUGUUAAGAAAUUGUUAGUUUUCAAAUACAGACCAGAAAUGUCAUCAUGACACAGACAAAUCUGUGAAAUGUGGGACUGAAGAUUAGAGGAGCAAUUUCAAAUUUUGGGGAAUACAGUAAUUAGUUUACUUGCUGAGAGUGAGAUGAGAACUUUGGGCGCACUUAAGGUAUGAAAGAUGCUUUAGAAAUAAAGUUGAGCAGAGAAGAUUGAUACCACUCUUACAUUCAUAUGGUAAAUACAAGGCAACCGCCAGUAGCUGGUUAGCUUAGCUUAGGAUAAAGACUUGAAACAGGGGAAAACAGGGGACAUGGACUGUAUGUUAAGACUUUACUCUGUCCUAAGGUAUAACUUCCACCUAGUGGCACAUGUAAAGCUCACUAACAAAUAUGUCACACCUUGUUCUAACAUAUUAACAGUUAGUGAACUUUAAAAGUGUCCAGAUAUACUAUGAGUGGCAACAACAUUCGGGGAGCCUUUCGAGCCCUGAGCAAGGCUAAGCAAUGGCUUGCUAUUGUUCUGAAAAUAGGUUGGAGGUGUGUGAAGCUUAGCUAGAUAGAGCCAGGGCAAGCAGUUGCUGAUGCAUGGAGCAUGUUAGGAUGUCUUCUUUGGGAAAGACUGAAACAAUCUGCUGUUUGCUCACUUGCUCAUUAGUUAGGAGAUGUAAGGGUAUGGUCACACAAGUCCAAAAUUAACAUUGAUGAAUAUUCACUUUCUGUUCACUUCCAUUCAAUGCACGCAAAGGGGCGAAUAAAACAUUCUCUGGUGUGAAAGCAAAUUUGCAUCUUUGCAUCACGUUAGUAUAGACAUUGGUGAACUUUGACUAGUAAAGUUGCUGCCUCAACCAAUAGUAAAGAAGUAUGUGUGUAGGAGACUCUGUUGAUGUGUCCAACUUGUCAAUAUUGUAUGAUAACUACCCCUCAUAAGAGAUGCAGGCACGGAACAUAAGAAAUAAUAUGCAUAAUGCACAGCUAACGUCAUAUUUGAUUGUAUUAAUUAGCAAGCUAGAUUUCCGUGUGCGUCCCAACUGGCACUGUCCACAUUCAGGCAGGUGAUGGUCACUCACUUGCAUUUGCUAAUAUGUGACGGUGCCCUUACACAGUAGUAAAAAUGGCCCACAUGGUUUUAUGGAGAGGUAAUGUGCUAGACUAUUUCUUGACUGGGUGCAGGAACUUCCCUCAAGUCUUGUUGUCAUUGUGAAUUCGUCAGGCAACAAGACAAGUGGAGACUCCAGGAAAUAGUCCAGCACAUUCCACCCUGUAAAAUCACAAAGUACCAUUAUUACAUUUCAGUUUUUCAAUUAAUUAAACAAAGAAGAUACGAGCUAGCAUAUAGCCAGGCUAGCUCACUCCCCCUGUUUCCAGUGUUUGUGCUAAACUAAGCUAACUGGCUACUGGUGGUAGCUUACAAACACAACAGUGGUGUCAAUCUUCUCAUCUACCUUUUAGCAAGACGGCAAAUAACUGUAUUUCCUCAAAAUGUUUGAAUGUUCCUUUAAAUGCCCUGCACACCCACAAGGUUGUUCUGGCUGAUUUGACCUCAUUUCAGGUGGAGUCACUAAACUCAGUGCAUAGGAACAAAGCAGGAAGUUGAUAGGCCCGAAUAGGUGCAACAAGGAGAUUCCAAUAAAGUGCAGUCUGUCCUGAGAGGGGUCUAAUCAGCACACAACUCCUGUGAAGGUGGAUCACAGGUGUGUCGGGGCUUUAAGUUCAAAGGUUCAGUGAUAAUUAUACACCCCUUUCGCUCACAAAUAAGCUCAAGAUGGGCCCCUUAAAAUUUGUAAUUUUCAGAGCCUUUCUAAAUAAUGUUGAAUAUGGUGUAACAGCACCGCUUUGUGGUGAUCUAUGGAAUUGCACUUUGUUAUACGGGGUGGGGGGUGUUUUAGUCAAACUAAUACACAGAGGUAAUGUACAGCAUGUGAGAGAGAGAGACUGUACGCUAACAGUGCAGCAUCUCAGUGAUUUGUAAAUAGCCAAAGUCUUCCAUUAUAAUGUUGGUAUGACCUUGUU